Messenger RNA from Caenorhabditis angaria, 1679 nucleotides. The record is from the annotation of a GenBank genome assembly. NCBI's taxonomy places the organism in Eukaryota, Metazoa, Nematoda, Chromadorea, Rhabditida, Rhabditidae.
AUGAAUGGACUUUUGCAUAUGCAUGGUCCGGCUGUCAAAAAACUUUUGGGUUGGAAAAUCGGAGAAGAUGAGGAGAAAUGGUGUGAGAAAGCUGUUGAAGCGUUGGUGAAAAAAUUGAAGAAAAAUAAUGCCGGUUGUGGUGAGUAGACUUGAUUUUAUCUCGAAAGUUAGGGUAACUCCAGACCACCCACGAAGCCUCUGGUCUAAACUUGAUCAAAUAAAAAAAGUUCAGAUCCUACUGUACGCACAAAUGCGUCGCAGUGUUUGCACACAACACUGCGCUGAGCGUGGAGGCAAUUUGAAAAUUUAGAAAUGUUUUCAGAAUUUGUUACUGGUUUUUUUCUCACAAAAAUUUUUUUCAGGAACACUAGAAGAUCUCGAAUCAGUUCUAGCAAAUCCAAAUGCAAAUUCUCGAUGUGUUACAAUUCCAAAAAGUCUUGAUGGUCGAUUACAAGUUUCACACAAAAAAGGUCUUCCCCAUGUUAUUUAUUGCAAAGUUUGGAGAUGGCCUGAUAUUAGUUCUCAUCAGGUAUAGGAAAGACUACUGUAGAUUGAGAAAUUGAAAAAUCUUACUGUAUGUUUUCAGGAACUUCGAUCAAUUGAAACUUGUUUAUAUCCUUAUGAAUCAAGUACUCGAACACAACAAAUAUGCAUAAAUCCAUAUCAUUAUCAAAGAAUUGCUCGACCAAAUCCAAAUCUUUUUAAUAGUCAAUGCUCAAUUAGUUCACCUCAAUCAAUUCCAUCUUCACCAAAUGGUUCGUUUUUUGGAUAAUUUCUGAGUUCAUGAGAUUCAAUAAAAAUGAAUUAUUUAGGCAUGUGGCCAUCUUCAUCUUCAACAACAUCAUGUGCAAGUUCACCAAGUCCAUCAAUAUUUUCGGAAGAUGGUGAUAGUCCAGCAAUUCCUCCUCGAAAACCAAUUCGAACUCCAAAAUCAUGGGCACAAAUCACCUAUUUUGAAUUGAACAGUCGAGUUGGUGAAAACUUCAAAUUAGUUAAUGAAAGUAUUACAAUUGACGGGUAUACAGAUCCAUCAAGUUCCGAUACAAGGUUUCUCUUCGAAGACUUGAGAUGGUAUUUGAAAAUUACAUAUUUUUUUUAGAAUCUGCCUUGGUCGAUUAACAAAUGUGAAUAGAAAUGCAACAAUUGAAAAAACACGAAAACAUAUUGGACGUGGAAUUCGAUUAGAACAUCUUGAAAAUAUGCAAAUUACUAUGAUCAAUAAUUCAGAGAUGCCUGUUUUUGUGCAAUCGAAAAAUACAAAUUUAUUGCUCAAUCAAACACCUCUGAAAGUUUGUCGAAUACCUCCAAGAAUGUCACUGGUAGUUUUUGAAUAUGGAAUAUUUUUCCAGGUUUGUCUAUAGUACCAAAAUUUUUUGAUAAUUAUUUUUUGCAGAUGCUUGAAAGAUCUAGAAAUGAAACUGAUGAUCUGAGUGAAUUAUCAAAACAUUGUUUCAUCAGAAUAUCUUUCGUCAAAGGUUGGGGAGAUGAUUAUCCAAGACAAGAUGUGACUUCAACUCCAUGUUGGUUAGAACUUCGCUUAAAUCUUCCACUCGCAGUAAGUUAUAAUAUUUUAUUGAUAUUUAAAUGAAAACAAAACAUUAGAAACAUUACAGUACAUUGAUCAAAAGAUGAAACAAACACCUCGAGUACGAUUAGAAGAACCAAAUUCGCAGACAUAA